Molecule: messenger RNA, 8675 nt
Organism: Cinara cedri
Lineage: Eukaryota; Metazoa; Arthropoda; Insecta; Hemiptera; Aphididae
Source: the annotation of a GenBank genome assembly
AUGCGUGGCGUAUUGUUGGUAAUGUUUGUGUCAUUCUUCAGGUCUGCGAUUUGCACGGGCCCGUUAAUAAAUAUACACUAUGGUCAGUUAAAGGGAAAAAAUUACGUCUCGAGAAGCGGAAGGAACUAUUUUGCCUUUCAAGGGAUACCGUACGCCAAACCACCGGUGGGCAAUCUACGGUUUAAGGUAAUUUUUACUAAAAUGAUUUUCGUCAUACAUUGAUAUUAAAAUUGUUAUAAAAAACAUUCUAUAUUAAACUCAAUUUUUUAGAAUUUGAGAGAAGCGAGAGAGCUAUUGGUAUUACUAAGAUAUUUAUUUUUAAUUUCUAGACUGUGAACACGUUUUUUAUUGGUAAAAUUGCUCCAAUUAUUACAUGUAGGAACUUUUCUGAAAGCUCAAGUUGUCUAAAUGGUACUUUAAAAAGGUCAUUUUUUAAUUUUCUCUGUCAUUUUGUUAAUUAAAAGCAUUUCAUUUGGAAAAAACCAUAGGAAAACAUAUAAUUUCAUGAUUUCAUUAUUUCAUAAAAACACUGAUGGCUUUUACUACCAGAAAAAAUAAUUAAAUCGAAAAACCACAAAAUAUCUCUUUUGUUAUCUUUUUGAAUUACUUUCUUAAGGUAUCAUUUUCAAAACUUUUAAGCCACUUUGAGGUUUAAAGGAAUUUUAAUUUUUAGGAGUUUUUUUUGCUGUAAUUCAGUUAUAAAUACACUUAAAGACUUGAAACUUGGUAAUAAUAUUUAUCUUAGACUUAACUACGCGUGGUAAAAUUUUUAUAUGUAGCUUUUCUUCUGAAAGGAAAUUGGUGUAGGGAGGUACUUUAGAAAGGUAAUUUUUCGGUUAUCUCAGAAGUUUUCUCAUCAAAUUCGAAAAAUCAAAAAAAAAAAAAAAAAACGGUAAAAUAUAAGAAAUGUAGGUAUAAGUUGAAAUAUAUUACGACCUUCUUUUUUGCUUCACUUAGACAUGGUAUAAUUUCCAAAAUCAUCAAACGACUUUUUUAUUUUAAUAAGAGUUUUAAAAUCAAAUUUAAACGAAAAUCACAAAAAAAAUUCACUUCAAAUUAUAUAUUACCGAACUGCCCUCGGAAUUAUUUUUCGUCAUCAAUGGUUUAUCGUUGCUUACAAAUAUAAAUUAAAUAACCUUGUGUAUCCUACCUUUUCAAUUUCCCACCUACAAAAGUGGCUACACUUAUCCUCAGUAUCAGUUCUUUUUUUCUAUUUUUUUUUAUUCUGUAUACAGAAGCUCUACCAGAAAUAUUGUUCCAAAGUAUCAAGUUAAAAGAUAUAUUAUUCUUAUUGGCAAUCGACAUCGCCGUAAUUUUGGGUAAAAUACCUACACUAAAAAUAAAUGUCUCAACAUGACUGGAUUUCUAGAUGAAAAAAACUAAAGUAGUUUAUUAUUAACGACAUAUUUAUCAAUUAUAAUCGCUAAAACCACUUUUAAUGAAAAAAUAGUAAAAAACAGGAUUAAAACAGGACAGUCACCGAAAACAGGACUAAAUGCGUCCUGUUUAAUUCCGAUUGAAAAAACAGGACAUCAAGCUGAAAAACAGGACAAUCCCGUUUAAAACAGGACGUAUGGUUACCCUAUACUAAGUACAACUCGUAGUAAAACUCGUGUUAAAUGUUUGAGUGUUUUUGCUGGAUCGAAAAUAUGUAAUAUGUUUUUACUGAUGAUACUCAUACUUUUGGAGUUGUUUUUACGGUGCAGUAUUAAUAAACUAUUUAACGUAUAAUAAAUUUCAAAAUUCGGUUUGGGAUAACAGUUUUAUAUUUGGGUUUGCUCAAGGCCAUCUAGUAGCACCUUUGGUGGAUAAAUUAUUUUUUACAGUUAGGUACCUCUACCUAUACUAUCAAUGAUUUGUUUAUACAGCCCCCAGAGCCUGCCAGUUCCUGGAAUGGCAUACUGAACGCCACCGUGGAACCACCGGCAUGCAUUCAAAAGAAUAUGUUCAUGUAUCAGACGGCCAACGUUCUUGUCGGCAGCGAAGAUUGUCUGUAUUUAAACGUUUAUACGCCUAAGGUAUAUUUUUCUGAUUUAUACGAAUAAUAUUAUAGUACCAGUAAUACCUUUUUUUUUAAACUUUCCGAAUAGCUGCCCAAAAUUGGCCAUAAAAAUCUACCGGUUAUGGUGUGGAUUCCUGGUGGAGGUUUCAGCUCCGGCCACGGCGGUAUGCGAUUCUACGGCCCAAAAUACCUAAUGGACAAGGACGUCAUUUUGGUUACGAUGAACUAUAGGUUAGGCGUUUUUGGUAAGGUGUAAUAGGUCAAUAUAUCAUAAUGACAAACGGACGUAUUCAUAAUCCGUAUAUUCAUCUACAUAAAUUAUAAAUAUAUAUAUUAAUAAAUGAAUUACAGUUCAAAUAUUUUUAGCUGAACCAAAACAAAAUAAAAUAAAAACCAACAAAUUUAAAACACAUUACAUCUAAUAUUAGUUCCUUAAGUGCACUUAAGGAGGAAAACAGAGAACCGAUAUUGAGCGAGAAAGGUAGUGUUAGUUGGGAAUAGCUAUGGAACUAGUAUGCAAAUAGGUAGUAUGGAAAAAAUAAUUCAAUAUUUGUUUUUGCAUCACGCAAUUAUCAUUAGUUAUCUAUCUACAAGUUUGUUAUGUUUAUGAAUAUUUAUAAUCAAUUUAAGUUCAAUAUAGACGUAUUUCAUCUAUGAUUGGUGUUAACUAUCGUUAUCCUUUUCACUCAAUAUUGUUCACGAAUAUCAUAUAUGGUGGGUGAGAAAAGCGUAGUCCAUUUAUUAAUAUUAUGUCCGUUUUAUAAAUCGGUUAGGAAUUUAAUUAAUGAAUAUUUAUAGGGUUUUUGAGUACUGAAGACGAUGUAUUGCCUGGAAAUUACGGUUUGAAAGAUCAAGUCGCGGUGCUUCAUUGGGUUCAGGAAAACAUAGCCAAAUUUGGAGGCGAUAAAAAAAAAGUCACGUUGUUUGGCGAGAGCGCGGGUGGCGCGAGUGUUGGUUUACAUUUAUUAUCCCCGAUGAGUAAAGGUAUAUAUUAUUUACAAUAUAAUAUUUGUUUCAUACGAAACGAAAACUAAACGUAUUGGUAAUUAUUAAUUUUUUUUUUUGAAAAUUCCGAUCAGGUCUGUUUCACAAAGCUAUUUUACAGAGUGGAAGUCCGUUUUGCUUGUGGGCCGUCUUGCCACCAGGUUUGGCCGAACGCCGAGCUAAAGCUGCCUCUACAAUUAUGGGGUGCCCUUCAAAUUCUAAGGAUAUGAUCGACUGUUUGCGGUUAUUGCCCGCUGAAACGCUUGUAAAUUUACCACGGAAUUUUUGCGUACGUUGCGUUAAGUAUACUGUUUUAAUAAUAAAAAAAAGAGCUAAUAUUGUGGACAGGUGUGGCUAAUUUUGUAGCUGGUUAGUUGGGGAGGUGGGUUAUUUAAAGUUACUUAAUUUAGACUAAUAACCGAUAAACCAUUUAAAUACAACACAUAAAUACGAUUUGGGGCAAAGUUUGGAUAGAUAUGUUUUUAAUGGCAGUAAUAUUUACGAUUUUCGUCAAAAUAUGAUUUUAAAACUCUUCUAAAAAAAAACUACAUUUCAGUCAAUAUUUCUUUUUUUACUACUAAAUACGACUUAUAAUGAACUUUCAAACAAAUUUUCAAAUAUUUCUGUUCGGUUUAACAAUUUUAUCCACAUAGUACCUACCGAAUACGGAUUACAUAAAAGAACUAGCAAAAUUAAAACGUCUAUAAAUAGUUCAAAAAUAUUUCAAAUGUUUUGAAAAUUGGACAACGUUUAGAAAAAGCAAACAUAAGUUUUAUGUCGAAAUUUCAAGACUCUAAAAACAGUUUAAACUGAAUUUAAUUUAAAAAAAAGACUACCUAGGAUUAUAAAGACGUAUGCAGCCAUUGUUAUAGGUAAUUUAAUGUAUAAGUAAGCAACAAUAAACCAUUGCUAACAAAAAAAAAAAAAACGAUUCUGAGCACAGUUCAGUUGAUAGUGUUAACAAUAUAUAUAUCAUAGGAUGGUAAAAUAAUUAAAUAGACAUUAUAUAUUUUCUUAAAUUAUAUUUGUUUAACAUUGUACCGAUUUUCACGUUUUUCUUCGUUUUCCCGGUUUUCCCAUAUUCUUUUCUGGUUUUGCACAUUUGCUGGGAAAAUCAAAUGACCUUCCUAAAGUACCUUUCUAGUCAGAUUUCUUUUUAGAAAAAGAUCUAUCAUUGUAAAUUGGAGGAAAAUUGCUGGUAGAAAAAUGGUUCACAGGAAAAAAGAAGGCGAAAUAUUUUUCAAGUAUACCUACAUUUCGUACAUUUUCCCGUUUUUCCUAAUUUUUUUUUGGUUAUUCACAUUUGUUGAGAAUAUUCCUGAGAAAAUCGUAAAAUUAUCUUCUUAAAGUACCAUCCUAAUCAGAUUUCUUUUCAGAAAAAGUGCUAUCAUUUUAAAUCGGAGCAUUUAAAAUCAUUUGAUUUAACUUGAUAAUUUUUUUUGCGAUUUUCGUUUAAAUUGGAUUUCAAAACGCUCAUUAAAAAAAAAAAAAUUCAUCCGAUGAUUUAGAAAUUUUACCACGUCUAAUUAAGUUCAACAUAGUAUUAUUACCAAGUUUUAAGUCUCUACGUGUAUUUAUAACUGACUUAUAGCAAAAAACUCCCAAAAAUUAAAAUUAAAAUUCCUUAAAAUCUCAAAAGUGGCUUAAAAGUUUUGGCGAUGAUAUCUUUAGAAAGUAAAUUAAAAAGAUUACAAAAAAACGUAUUUUGUGGUUUUUUUGAUUUAAUCAUUUUUUUCUGGUAGAAAACGUCGUCCAUGUUUUUAUUAAACAAUAAAAACUUGAAAUUGUACGUUUUUCUACAGUUUUUUCCCAAUGAAGUGCUCUAUUUAAAAAAAUGACCUUGCUAAAGUACCAUUUAGACAAUUUGAGCUUUCAGAAAAAUUGCUACAUGUAAUAAUUGGAGCAAUUUUACCAGUAAAAAACGUGUUCAGAAACUAGAAAAAAGAAAAAAAGAUAUCUUAGUAAUACCAAUGGCGUCAUCGUUACAUUCGGAAUCUAAUAUAGUAUUGACGUAAGAGAUGAUUAAAAUCCUCGAAUAAUAAAAAACUGUGCUAAGACAAAAUAACUAAUAUACUAUACAAUAAUAAUAAUGUUUUGUACAUACAUAGUCUAAAUAAUUGUAAAAAUGCCUUUUCGGUUUUUUAAGCUAACUAUUAAUAUUUAACUCUGAUUUACGUAUAUAUAACGUGCUUUACUUUGUUUUACUGGUAUUCAGGAAUGGGAAAUACAUCCGUCUGUGACUUUUUCAGUCGUUGCCGAAAAAUGUCACAAGAACAACAAGCACGAGUCGUUUUUGUGCAAUUACCCGCUGAAAUAUUAUAAGCAAGUGUCGCUGGUACCUACUAUAAUCGGUAUGAAUACCGGAGAAGGCGGCUUAUUCGCUUCUUGUGAGUACCAACAAUUUAAUAAAUAUUUUAUCAGUUUAUACUUUAUACAAUAUUAUGAUAUUUAUCUAUGUCAUACUUUCUAUAGGGCUGUACGAUGAAAAUGGUAUAAUCCGUCCUGAACUUAAAAAUAACUUUAAUCGGAUAGUGCCAUUAGUGUUACAGUAUCAUUUUACAGCGUCGUAUAAGGACGUGGAUUUUAUUAGUAACAAAAUCAAAGAACAUUACUUUCCGAAAGGCAUUUCUAUAGAAGAUAAUCCAAAAAACACUGUUGAUGUUAGUAUGGAUUCGUCAUAAAAAUAAAAAUAAAACGCAUACAAAUUAUUGUUUAUUUUUAUAUUUUUUUUUUUAUAUCAUACCGCAGAUGAUUUCCGGUGGUGCAUUCCUAAAGGGUGUUAUCGACAUGGCCCAGAACAUUAUGUCACCCGCUCGUUUUUACGUGUACGAUUAUGCAAAUAAAUAUUCGUUAAAUGCGUUCUUUGGACCAUGUCCGAAAAAUUUGGGUGUCUCUCAUGGUGACGAAAUGAUUAGCCUUUUUGACUGCUUGGGAAAGAAACUGAAUGAACCAGAUACGAAUGUUUCGAAACUCUUGGUCAACAUUUGGACAUACUUUGCUAGCUCCGACUUUGCGUACGUUUUAUUAAAAUUGUUUUUAUCUUUUACGUUAUAAAGUCGAAUAACAUGAUGAAGUGUUUACAAAAUUGUACACAUAUUUACACUUAAAAUUAUUGUCAUUACGUUCCACUCGAUAAACCAUGUUAAUUCUCAUUCCAUACUGUUCAUCUCAUUAUAUUAUAUUGAAUGAAGCGAUUAACCGGAUCAUGACAUAAGUAAAUAGAGACCUCUUUUUUUCAAAUAUAUACUUGUUUUUGUUAGAAUUUUAAGUUAUAAUAAUACCAAUAUUUCCCCAGCAUUCCGCAUAUGAUUUUCACAAUUUUUUUUAAAAUAAUUAAUAAUUUAAUUACUCAUGUUGAAUGCAAACAAAUUGAUUGGAUUUUUUAUUUUAUUUUAAUAUUUGAAUCGCUAUUUAGCCUUGAAGGGGAGGUCGUAAGAAUUUCGAAAAUAGCCAUACAAAUUCAUACAAAUUGCGUAAUAUGUGAUAGUAAUGAAAAAAACACGCUAACGCUAUCAAAUUUUAGACUAUAUAUGAGAAAAGGUCUUUAGAAAGAUUGAGGUUAAGAUAGGAAGAUUUUACUUAGAAGAAAAUUAAGAUAGUAAACCCAAAGACCCAAUGAAAAAAAUAUGCAGAAAAUAGGGAUAGGUUGAGAUAAGUUCUGUACUUAGUGUAUGAUCUUAAAAAGGUGCUAUACCUUGCAUUCAACAGAGACAACUUAGUGCUGUUAAUUUUAAUUGGAACGAAUUAAUAAUCAACUUAAAGAUAAAAACAUUAUUUACGCAACUACCUACGUUAGUUAUUUUUGUUAUUUUAACUCUUUAUCUUCCCCUUCGCCUUCAUUCCAACUAUUUGGGGUCGGCCACCCUCGUUCUAAACAUUCAUUUUAUCCGAUCUUUCCUCACGCUUACACCGGCUGUUCUAAUAUCAUUCUCAACUGAAUCGGGCCAACUUGUCGUAUGCGCUUUGCCGGCAAUAUUUCGUCUGCAGUAUAGGCUCUAUCAUGUUUUACUGUCCUACAGAAAUGUUUAAACAAUAUUAACCAAUUUUCGCGUACCUCAAAGCAACCCCAUUUGUCUCCACAAACAGUGUUUCAGAUGUUUUACUACACUGUAAGCUACUUUGUUUUGCAGAUGACAAAAAGUUGUUUUAUAAAAUUGAAAGUCAUAAUGACUGCAUAAAACUGUAGGAGUAGAUCAACGUGAUCGAUAAGAAUAUGCGAUUUGGGAAGUAUGCGAUUCGGUGACCGAAACGCUGCAUGUCGCAUUGGUUCGCGGUUGAUUGCGGGGCAAACGCGAUGUUUGGCGCUGUCCAUCUAUUUAUGGCUGUUUUGAUAAUUCAAAAAACGCUGCUGUUCAACAGCUAUGUAUGGCGCGGCUAAUUGUGUUUAAGAUAGCAAAGAGAUAAUUCAAUUAUUUUAACUUUAAAAAUAAUAAAAUACGGUUGUUACACGCAACAGCAACAAUAACAACAACAGUAUGUAUACAGUACGCGUACCUAUAUUGAAUUUCAAUACACCAUGCUGUAAUAAUGUAAUAAUAGUAAUUAAUAGUACAUACUUUACAGAUUUUAAAAAAAAAAUCAUGUAUAACCUAUUGUAGGUACUUAAAUACCAUAUAUUAUACACAAAAUACAUAUAUUUAUAAUAGAUACUGAAUUAAAUAAUAUUUGACUUAAUUAUCAUAAGUUUAACAUAGAUAUUGUGCUAAAUAUAGUAACAGCCAUGAUUCAUGAAGACUAGAUUAUUCUAACAUAAAAAAAAUAUUAUAUUGAAAUAUACACAUUUGCACAUGUAUGGAUGCGUAAUUUUACGAGCUGUACAAUUUAUGAUGCGUCAUGAUUCGAAAUAAUGCAUAUAUUUUCAAAAAAAAAAAAAAAACACAAAAACCCUGAAUAAUAGCUAUACUUCGUAGGUUAAAGUAGUAAUCUUAGCGUACACAGGGCAGCUUAACUGUGGCCGUUUAAUCGGGCGACUCAUUUCGGGACGUUUUUUCAUGCGGGCAGCCGUACUAGUUUGGCCUCCUUAUUCUAGUCUUCAUGGUCUUUACUAAUCGUGUUCACCCUAUUUUUUUGGUUAAAUUUUGCAUACAUUCAAAUUCUAAUUUUUAGAAUUUUUUAAGUGUAGUUAAAAGGAAUACUUAGAUUUUUACAACAUUUAAGGAGUAUCCUGCGAUAAUACCAACUUUGGUUUUUCAAAUAAGAACCUAUAUUAAAAAUAUACUCCUUAAAUGUUGUAAAAAUCUAAGUAUUCCUUUUAACUACACUUAAAAAAUUCUAAAAAUUAGAAUUUGAAUGUAUGCAAAAUUUAACCAAAAAAAUGGGGUGAGCACGAUUAGUGAAUCAUUCUGAAUACAUUUAUUGAAAAUAAAAAUGAUUGAAAUAUUUGAACAGGUUAUUUAACUGUUUAAGUUUCGACAUUAAUUAUUCCAUAUUUAGCUCAUAAUAUUUAUUAAUAUUGACCAUAUUAUUUUUCUUUUUUUUUCAAAUUUUUUGUUUUAGUGAGGUGACUAUAGAUGGGACGAGUACCGGAAAUAUUUGGCCGGUAUACGAUAAAAAAGACAUGAAAUAUUUAUUGAUAAAAUCACCCACACCCGUUCUGGCCGAAAAACCGUUUGAGGACGAAUAUAAUUUUUGGAGUUCACUACCGUUAAUGUCAGAUUUUCAACAACAUGUUUUAAAAACUGAACUCUAA